Molecule: messenger RNA, 1101 nt
Organism: Orussus abietinus
Lineage: Eukaryota; Metazoa; Arthropoda; Insecta; Hymenoptera; Orussidae
Product: ninjurin-2
Exons: 2
Coding region: 288-830 (180 amino acids)
Biological process (GO): cell adhesion; tissue regeneration
Cellular component (GO): membrane
Source: RefSeq, a predicted model, not a curated record
GCGCGUAAUUAUCGCGAAGGCUGGAGAUGGAGAGGGAAGCCAUGCGUGCCGACUUUGUGCCGACGAGCGGACUCGCAUCCACGUGUCUUUGUCGCCCGACAAACUCGGAUCGGCGGAAUGACCGGAGCUCGGCGUUCUCAAAUAUAUAAAGUGUCGGCCUCGGCGUCGCCCCCAAAGUGACUAACGAUUAGUGGGGAAUCGGUCAACGCGAUCAAGCGCGAUUGACAUCUCUCGCGAGCCGGAAUACAAGGGAAGCAAAGUGCACCCCGAUAAGACGCGGCGGGAAAAUGGCGGCCGCCGAAAUCGCAAUGGCCGACGCCGGGAAAAACGCGACGAGUGAAAAUGAAACCCCGAAUAAAAGCGAGCUUCCGGAAGUGAUGGUGGUCCAGGAAACUAAGAAAAAGGAGAUCGUCGUCACGGUGGACACGACCGAUAAAAGGACUCGUCGAUCCCCUGGGAUGGCUGACACUUAUGCCGCGAAGAAGACGGUGGCGCAGGGCAUGAUGGACGUCGCCCUUAUCACGGCGAACGCGAAUCAGCUACGGUACCUGAUUGAGUACCAGAGCAUGAGUCCGACGUUCUACAUGAAUGUUGCCCUCAUCUCCAUAAGCCUUCUACUUCAGAUAGCCGUAGGGGUUAGUCUAAUUUUCAAAGGACGCUUUGAUAUGAGAGGGGAAUCGCAUUCUCUCAAUGCCAGAAGGAUUAACAACUACGUCGUGGUCGGGGUUUUCCUGGUCACCAUCAUCAACGUCUUUGUUGCAGCAUUUAGUAUAAAUGUGGGCGUACCUUACCCACCGCCUACCGAGAAAGUUGUGACGGACCGAUUAUAAUUAUUUUCAUCGCAUACCCUUUUUAUUAAGAACUUUUACGUUCUAGAUUGGACACUAAGUAACGUCAUAACGUGCUGCUUUCCUUGUUAUCUCAAACUUAUCGAUCUGAUCCUAAAUUAAAGAAAAAAGCUCAUAUUCAUGCAAAGAAUGAUAUGUGAAGAUAUUUAUCUAGAAUAAGUUUGUAUGUAAUUCUGAAACGUUGAACUGACUUGUUUAGAAGAGUAAGUCCUCAGUUUUUUUUUUUAUAGAAUACAUUUAUAUAUAAUCUAUA